AUGUCAUUCCCUCAGUCUGCAGUUAGACAUAAUCGUGAUCAAAAUAGUGUGGUGGAGACAACUGGAAUCGAGGAUGUGGAAUCGAACGUCUUAUUAGAAGUGCUUUUAGACUUUGUUAAAGAUCAAUACGAUGAAGAUCAAGUCGAGGAAGGACAGGAUAUACACCAAUCAUAG
Molecule: messenger RNA, 174 nt
Organism: Mucor mucedo
Lineage: Eukaryota; Fungi; Mucoromycota; Mucoromycetes; Mucorales; Mucoraceae
Exons: 2
Coding region: 1-174 (57 amino acids)
Source: RefSeq, a predicted model, not a curated record